This is a messenger RNA of Arabidopsis lyrata subsp. lyrata, 2151 nucleotides long. RefSeq lists its product as uncharacterized. The coding region runs from base 178 to 1329 and encodes 383 amino acids. The transcript has 2 exons. The record is from RefSeq and is a predicted model, not a curated record. NCBI's taxonomy places the organism in Eukaryota, Viridiplantae, Streptophyta, Magnoliopsida, Brassicales, Brassicaceae.
UAAGGCCGAUAGUGGGCCUAAAAGUAAGAAAUUCCAUUAUGUCAGGCCCAUCAUAAAAUGCCCAUUUUGUAAAAGGAUCACAAUCGUAAGAGGCGGUCUAGUCUUUUUUACGUUCUUCGUUAACUCUCACACCAAUCGAUUUGUGUGUGUUUCAAUUUCUUAUUGCUUCCCUUCCCAAUGGCGUCGUCUGGAUCGGCCGACGAUGAUUUCCAGUCUCGCGUUGCGAAGAUCUUUGGGUCUCUCCCCUUCUCUCGUCCUUCGUCUUCCAAGUUUUCUACAUCUUCUACUCCGGCGUCGCGGCAACAAUCGGGGUCGGUGUGGACUCUCUCCGACACAGAAGUAGAGAAGCGGGAAUGGAAGCGAGAUUCGUACGAUAGAGACGAGAUUCCUUGUGUUUCAUCGUUCGAUGAGCUGUUGAGACAACAAAGGAUCUCGAGCACUGCUCGGAAGCCUCUAGAGGAUGAUCUCAAAGAUAUGGAUUGCGGCGAGGAUUUUGAUGGUGAGUGGAGUAUCAGAGCCUCCAUGGGACUUGACCGCACUCUCGAUGACGAGGCAGAGGAAGAUGAGUAUGAUAAAGUUGCACUAGGUGAAGAGAAUGACGGUGAAGGUGAAGGCUUGUCUAUGAAAGAUGCCCUUUCAAAACGGGAUCCUCGUGCUAACUAUGUUGCUGCAAGAAUUAGGCUGAAGGAAGACGCAAUCGAGGCCAACAAGUUUAAUACUUCUGCCAGUCAACCUGCGAAAAGCAAAGAGCCACGCGCAGAAGAAUCAUUCGAAGCUGUGCCGCAAAAACCUAUACUCAAAAGGAAGGAGAAUAGUUCAGAUUCAGAAGGAAGGACAAGUAAGCGAGUCAGGUUUGAUUUUGUGUCUGAAGAAACAUCAAAGAAACCUGAAGAUUCUUGUUCAGCUUCUGUCUCCUCAACAAGUGUAUCUCAUCAGGGUAAAAGUGGUGCUCGGGUGCCAGAUUACUUGCUAAAUCCUUCGAGUUACACCCGUUACAGCUUUGAUCAAUCUCGCGAAUUGAAUGAGAAGUCCCCAGCAGGAGAAUACAUGGACACUCCCAAGGCUGUUGAAGGAUUAAAAACUCCAGAGUCAGGAUCAUUCUCAAAAGUCUCCUUUAUUCCACAGAAGAAGACCAAGGACGUUAGAGAAGUCAGUAGUAACUGUAGUGAGACGAAGCCUGUUGUAGCUGGAGAGUUGGCAGAAGAAGAGAGACCAAGUGCAACAGAAGAUGGGGAUACUGAAGUAGGAGAAUCAGAGAGCUGCACCAGUUUCCAAAGGAAAGGUCGUCAAUAUCGCGCUAAGCGAAGUUUAGAUGAAACAGCUGUCUGAUCUUUCACAUACCAGUUGGUUGGAAAACGCUACACAGAGAUGAAGUUGGGGUCCAUGAGAUACAAACAUGUAGCAUCUUUUAGCAGUACAUGUAAGAUAUUUUUAAUUCCUAGACUUCUUUUUUACCCAAUUUAGAGACUAUAUUACAGCGAAUGUAUGGUAACAUAGUAAGAAACAGUUUACCUUCCUCGAAGAGAAACAGUUUACCUUCCUCGAAGAAACAGACUACUGGUUGAUAGAACACGCAGAAGAGAAUCUAAAGCUACCUCAACUUCCUCGAAGCAAUCUUGAUAGAUCACCAGAGAUGUUGCCACAAGUUUGGUUUCAACACUAGUGAAUCGCUUAUGGGAAGAUUCCUAGGUUGAGAGACGUGGUUUUGAGCAAGAAAUUCGUAAUCUACUUGUGAAUGAGAGACUACUUACUUGAUCAUGAUGGAGAGAGCCUCUUGAUGACAGAGAGAAAGUAAAGAUUUGUGAACAUACUCGUGGAAUUUAUGAGCAGGUGAAAGUCUGUUGAUUCUGAGAAAGAAGGUAACACCUCUUCUUAGUUUGUUUUGAUUCAAGUCAUCAAGUUAUAGUAUGACUGCAGAUUAACCAAAUCAUGGAUUCCAUUUAUUUGCGUGAAAGGUUUUUGCUUAAAGCAAAGCUGUCGUUAAUUGAGCAUUGCUUAGUAUUCCUUCAGUUAGUGAAUCUGUUUUUACGGGUUUUCAGCUUAUGGUUUGAUCAACAGACCACUCGUUGUUGGAGUGUUUGUUAGUCCAACAUUGAACAUGUCUUUCCUGGCAGGAAAAAGUUCUAAUCUGAAGACAAGACUGGUCUGAAA